CUGCAGGUGCACCUGUGCGAGGUGGAGCGCCCUCAGGAGCUGGUCAGUCUCGAUUUCCCCCUUAGUGUGCGCAAGGGGCACCCCCUUGCUGUAGCCGUCAGGAUCCUGCGGCCGGAUGCCACCAAGAAUGCCAGGAACGACUUCCUGAAGGAGGUGAAGAUCAUGGCGAGGCUGAAGGACCCAAACAUCAUCCGGCUGCUGGGCGUGUGCGUGCAGGACGACCCUCUCUGCAUGAUCACCGACUACAUGGAGAACGGCGACCUGAACCAGUUCCUUAGUGCGCACCAGCUGGAGGACAAGGCGGCCGCGGGGGCCCCUGAGGGUGGGGAGCCCGCCCAGGGGCCCACUAUCAGCUACCCGAUGCUGUUGCACGUGGCAACCCAGAUCGCCUCGGGCAUGCGCUACCUGGCCACACUCAACUUUGUGCACCGGGACCUGGCCACAAGGAACUGCCUGGUUGGGGAAAAUUUCACCAUCAAAAUCGCCGACUUCGGCAUGAGCAGGAACCUCUACGCCGGGGACUACUACCGGGUGCAGGGCCGGGCAGUGCUGCCCAUCCGCUGGAUGGCCUGGGAGUGCAUCCUCAUGGGGAAGUUCACCACGGCCAGCGACGUGUGGGCCUUCGGGGUGACCCUGUGGGAGGUGCUGAUGCUCUGCCGGGCCCAGCCCUUCGGGCAGCUGACAGACGAGCAGGUCAUCGAGAACGCAGGGGAGUUCUUCCGGGACCAGGGCCGCCAGGUGUACCUGUCCCGGCCACCUGCCUGCCCCCUGGGCGUGUAUGAGCUGAUGCUUCGGUGCUGGAGCCGGGAGCCGGAGCAGCGGCCGCCCUUUUCCCAGCUGCACCGGUUCCUGGCAGAAGAUGCACUCAACACAGUGUGAAUCCUGACGCCCAGCCGCCUCCCUCAGGGGGCUCAGGGGAGCCAGGCGCCAACCAGAGGAGCCCAUGGCCCCCGCCCCCUGCCCUUUACCUCUGAGAGGCAGUGUGACCCCUCGCUGCUCCCCUCCUAGCAGCCCCCCCCCGCCCACCCAGCGGGCCUGUGGCCAGACCCUCUCAGGCCUCUUCUGGCCGUCCCUUGGGGAGGCCUGGGGCAGACACAGGGCAGACACUGGACUUGGCCUCUGGAGCCCCUGGGCCCCUGGACAACACUGGUUCUUGGAGGGAAGGUGUGGCCCACAGCCUCUCUCUCCGUCACACACUGGACCCCACUGGCUGAGGACCUGGGAGGUGAGGAGGGCGCAAAAGGAAUUGUCCUCCGCUUGGCUCCCCUCCCGCCCAUCCGCAGAAACACUGGACCUGGGUGACCCUGCCCGGCCCCAGUCACGCCCACCUCUCCUGCCCGUUAGAGCUAGAACUCCUCUAAGCCGAUGUUUCUGUGGAAUAAAUAUUGGAAUUAGGGGACAGGGGAAAACGCCCGUGGCCCUGGGGUCAGCAUCUCUGUCGCAGCUGCCACAUUGGUUUUUCUAUGAUCACUUGGGGUUUGUACAUUUUUGGCGGAAGAGACACAGAUUUUUACACUAAUAUAUGGAUCAAGCUCAGUGUAAUUUUAAUCCCCUGCACUAGGCAGGUAACAAUAAAGGUUGAGUUUUCCACA
This is a messenger RNA of Myotis lucifugus (little brown bat), 1592 nucleotides long. RefSeq names its product discoidin domain receptor tyrosine kinase 1 (gene DDR1). Gene Ontology annotation, molecular function: protein tyrosine kinase collagen receptor activity; ATP binding; collagen binding. Gene Ontology annotation, cellular component: membrane; signaling receptor complex. Gene Ontology annotation, biological process: cell surface receptor protein tyrosine kinase signaling pathway; protein phosphorylation; positive regulation of kinase activity. NCBI's taxonomy places the organism in Eukaryota, Metazoa, Chordata, Mammalia, Chiroptera, Vespertilionidae. The record is from RefSeq and is a predicted model, not a curated record.